This is a messenger RNA of Pistacia vera, 2203 nucleotides long. RefSeq names its product beta-hexosaminidase 3. The transcript is spliced from 14 exons. The coding region runs from base 179 to 1774 and encodes 531 amino acids. Gene Ontology annotation, biological process: carbohydrate metabolic process; glycosaminoglycan metabolic process. Gene Ontology annotation, cellular component: membrane. The record is from RefSeq and is a predicted model, not a curated record. Gene Ontology annotation, molecular function: beta-N-acetylhexosaminidase activity. NCBI's taxonomy places the organism in Eukaryota, Viridiplantae, Streptophyta, Magnoliopsida, Sapindales, Anacardiaceae.
UGCACAUACAGAUACUAAACACUCACAAAUGACAUCAAUCCCGAUUCUUUCGUCUUUAUUUAUAUAUAGCUUUCAAGAUUCUUUUUUUCUCACAUAUUUUUUUAUACAUAUAUAGCCAUUAACUAAUUAUAUCUUCGUGCAUUUGUUCAACUGAUUUUGCUUCAAGUUUGUGGUGAAGAUGGGGAGAUUUCCUUUGUGGGUUCUUGUUUUUGUGUUGGUUUUUGUUAAAAUGGUGGUGGCAACAAGAGGUGGAAAUGCAGAAGAUGUAAAGGUUUGGCCUUUGCCGUAUUCUGUGUGCCAUGGCCAGAAAAAAAUGUACAUGAGUGGAGAUUUCAAGUUGUUGAGCCAUGGAAGCAAGUUCAGCGACGCUUCUGGGAUUUUGAAAGAUGGGUUCGCUCGGUUUGUUGAUCUUUUGAAGUUGGCUCAUGCUGUUGAUGGUAAUGUUUCCAAGUAUGAUAAUUCCUCCAUUUUUGUGGGUUUGAAUGUGGUCAUUUUAACUCAACAUGAUGAGUUACAAUAUGGGGUUGAUGAGUCUUAUAAGUUAUUGGUUCCAUCUCCUGAGAUGCCGGCUUAUGCGCAAAUUGAGGCGCAGACAGUUUACGGGGCUUUACAUGCUCUUCAGACCUUGAGCCAAAUAUGUCAAUUCAACUUCAAGUCCAGGAUAAUUGAUGUUCCAAUGACACCAUGGACCAUUUCUGAUAAGCCAAGGUUCCCUUUCCGAGGGCUCUUAAUUGAUACAUCUCGACAUUAUCAACCAGUUCCAGUGAUUAAGAGUGUUAUUGACUCUAUGGCCUAUGCAAAGCUGAAUGUGUUGCACUGGCACAUUGUAGAUACGCAAUCUUUUCCUUUGGAGAUACCUUCAUAUCCAAAACUUUGGGAUGGUGCAUAUUCAGUUUCUGAAAGAUAUACAAUGACUGAUGCUGCUGAAAUUGUGAGUUACGCUCAAAAACGAGGAAUCAAUGUAUUGGCUGAGAUAGAUGUUCCGGGACAUGCUUUCUCUUGGGGCGUUGGCUAUCCUUCUUUGUGGCCAUCAAAGGACUGUCAGCAGCCACUUGAUGUCAGCAAUGAUUUUACAUUCAAAGUGAUAGAUGGGAUACUUUCAGAUUUCAGUAAAGUCUUUAAAUUUAAAUUUGUUCACUUGGGAGGUGAUGAAGUCAAUACAAGUUGCUGGAGAACGACUUCUCACAUAUCGAAAUGGUUAAAACAGCAGGGGAUGAAUGAAUCCGAAGCGUAUCAGUACUUUGUCUUGAAAGCUCAGAAAAUAGCUCUCUCCCAUGGAUAUGAACUAGUUAACUGGGAGGAGACAUUCAACAACUUUGGGAAAAAAUUGAGUCCAAAAACUGUGGUUCACAACUGGCUUGGAAGUGGUGUUGCUGAAAAUGUUGUUAAGGCUGGACUAAGGUGCAUUGUAAGCAACCAGGACAAGUGGUAUUUGGACCACUUGGAUACUCCAUGGCAGCAGUUCUAUUUGAAUGAACCACUAACAAAUAUCAAAGAAUCUAGCCAACAGAAAUUAGUUAUCGGUGGUGAGGUUUGCAUGUGGGGUGAAACAGUCGAUGCCUCAGAUAUUCAGCAAACGAUAUGGCCACGUGCUGCAGCAGCUGCUGAGCGAUUAUGGACACCGUAUGGUAAGCUGGCAAAGGAUACAACACUAGUUACUGGAAGGCUGGCUCACUUCAGGUGUUUGCUAAAUCAAAGAGGAAUUGCAGCUGCUCCACUUGCUGCAGGCGGUCGUGGUACUCCCUAUGAACCUGAUUCCUGCUAUAAGCAAUAAUAAGCUGAAACACAGUCCCAACUUUUGCUGGUUAAAAUGCAACUGUGCUUCAAAAUUACACCCAUUCUUAAUGUCCUUGAAAUAAUGAAACCGCUUAAAAAUCAAUGCUGUCCUUCUGCGCCAUUUUCUGCUUGCAUCGUAAACAGUUAUCUUGAACUUAGACCAUUGAUUCAAUGCAGGAUGUUAGUGAUCAUAACUGUACAUUCCCAGAAAUUUGAAAAGUGGUUUGGUUGUGUCUUUCGUCUUGCUUUUCUUUUUGAGGAAUCAAUCUUCAAUGUCUACGACUCAGCAAAAUCGGAAAGUACAUAUAAUUUUUACUUCAUUUAGCAAGUAAAGGUUGGUGGUUGACAGGUUCAUACUUUCCACAGGCAUAUUUUGCUCGAUUAGUUUGAACGGUUUCAUGAUAUGUUACGUAAAUGUAUGCACGUA